Pseudo-nitzschia multistriata is the source of this 5291-nucleotide messenger RNA. NCBI's taxonomy places the organism in Eukaryota, Bacillariophyta, Bacillariophyceae, Bacillariales, Bacillariaceae. The record is from the annotation of a GenBank genome assembly.
CUUAUCCAACCACUGUACGACACACGACAACCACCAGAAAAACCACCAUGGCGUCUCUGUCCGUGUCGCUAACCCCCGCUCUCGGAGAGGACGAAAAAGAUGCGAGGGCAAACCUUGUUUCGAAAAACGGAGGGGACAAGAAGAAGAGCAUCCGGAAACGCCUCGGYCUCUCCUCGAAGACAAAGAGAGACAGCAAAAACAAGAGCAGCCGGARCACUAGCAAACAAGCGAGCGGCGACAACAACAACAACAACCCCAGCAGCACCAGCAGCAUCCUGGUGGACCUGAACGASUCGUCGUCCUCGUCCCUGGCCUCUUCCCGGGACGGCGCGAGUGCGAGUGCGAGCGGCACCAAGAUCGAUGGGGCCGCCGCCGCUUCCAUUGCCACCGGYGGGGCCGGAAAGUCCUCCAAGCGGGGUGGCCGGGACGAAAAGAGGGGCUCCCGCAUCGGCAGGGUGGUCCGGUCCCUCUCGAGGUCCAGGUCCUCCCGGCACAAGCGGGACUCCCGCCCGGGCGGAGACGGAUCCGACACGGACGCCUCCUCGGACCAAUCCUCCUCGUCGGAGGGACGCCGAAACCGUGCCACCGUGGUGACGGUCACUUCCUGCCGCUCCGACGGCUACUACAACCAAAAGGCGCCCGGGUCCACCUCSAAGCUCCCCCGCAAGGCGCCCACCAACCUCAAGCUCUUUCACGAGCUGGCGGUGGGACUCAAGGACGCCUUCACGGCGGUGGGACAGACCCCGACCAAGCCACAGAAGGAGGAGGAGAUCACCGACGAGGCGACGGGAGAAACGAAAACCGUGACCGUCAUGACCGACGAGGAAUUCGCCGGCCGGACCAUUCUCUGGGAUUUCAUGGGGAACAUCGACUUUGUAAGUCCGACCUCGUCUCGUCUUGUGUCGCAUUGGAGUGCGGUGUGUUGCGUUGUGUUGUGUUGUGUUUGCUUUGAUGCAUUGGUGACGCGCUUUUGGUGCCUCGUUUGCAACUCCCGUGGGUCCGGUUUGUUUCUCAGCCGCUUGUUUGUGCUUGGAUUUCCCUCUCUCUCUCUCUCUCUCUCUCUCUCUCUCUCUCUCUCUUUCGGACUGCCCCACCGCAGCUGCUGGCACUGGUCGACGAGGUUGCCGUAGACACCGCCACUCGUGGAGCGCUCAAGGACGAUACCACCUUUAAGGGACUGAGAGACGUCAUCAAGAAAUGCAACAAAGUCUUGGAAGACAUGCUCGUGAGGCGAGAACGCCGGUAUACCCUCUUUUUCCGGCUGCCCCGACCGACGGAGGCGCGCGACAUGGAUCGCAUCAAAAACUGGAACGAAAAGGUAGAACGAGCCGUCGGGGCCGUSACGGAAUCCAACAAAGCCACCAGCGGCAGCAACAAUGGCAGCGGGAAAAACCAGUCGUCGGAUUCGGACAGCGACGUCUCUAGCAUUGCUGGUUCUUCCGUCGUGAGCAACACCAGCAGCAAGGGGAGCGUCUUUUCAAGGGGUCGACAGUUGCUGCCGGUGGCGGGACGAGUGCGAUCGCGCCGAGCGACACCGACACCGAAGCUGCGAAAACGGGCSGUGUCGAAGGAGCAGGAAAUGGACAGCAACGGGAAUGCGGCGGAAGAUGGAUUCGCGGCGGCCUCCCCCGUCACCCAGGGAAACCUGGCGGCCCUCCAGCGGUCCUUUCAAACCUCGGGAUCGACCCCCAUUGCCAUCCAGGACAACGCCGAGCAAAACUCCUUCGGUGUCCAACAGACCCAGCAGCAACUCGUGUCCCAGGCUCCGGUCAUCCAGCCCAAGGACGAACUGGUCGACGUCAUCCGAGGCCUCCGGAUGGAAAAAAUACAGCACCGGGAGUCCUCGACCGACUCGGAUCUAACGGCACUCAAACCGGACUGGCGGCCCAAGGCAGAAAUCCCCUCUUCCGUUCCAAAGCUGCCUACCGAGUACAUWCACCGCCACCGUCUCAUGAAACAAGUCGUGAGUUGCCUCCUGGAACUAAACGGAGCGGGACCCCGCGACACGGACGAGGAGUGCAAGACGGAACAGAACCCCAUCGUCACCUCCAUCACAUCGCGCCACGGCGACAAGGCCGGGAACGGCAAGACCAUUUUGGCGGUGGCCGCCAUUCAAACGGUCGAGGUUCGCGAACGCUUCACGGAUGGAAUCGCCUGGAUUCAUUUGGGAAGGGGACCACUGCUGGAUAGAGACAUUCGCCGGCUGUACGAAGAGCUGUAUCGACAGCUCGUCGUCAAAACAACGGACGACAGCCUGCUYGGCACCGAUUACGACUUUUUGGAGGACGAAAACGACAACGGCAACAAGAUUGGGGGGGCRCGCUCGAGCUCGAGAGGAUCGAGUUUCGAUGCCAACGAGGCCAAGAGCAACAACAAYAAUGCAAAGGACGAAAGCAAGCGCCAGAGGCUGGCGACCCUGGCCGAAACGCGCCGGAGGUUUCAGGGAGGUGACCUGGACGGAAUCAAAGAGGACCUCGGACGACUGCUGGCCAAGAAGAAGGUGUUGAUUUGUCUGGAYGAUGUCUGGAGGGUCGAAGACGCCAAGUGGUUCAUCUUUGACAACCAAAUGCUGAACCGGUCCAACAAGGCCAAGAAAAAACGGAGGAGCAACUCCGAMYCCCUUGUCGAGGACGACGAAUACCACAGCCGGAUACUGAUGACCACCAGGACUCCCAAUCUGCUCGGUCCGGGUCUGGUYCAAGAGGUAUUUGUUCGGAUCUUGUCCGAGACGGAGGCCGUGAAGCUUCUCUUGUCGACCGCCGGGCGCCGUCCCUAUGGAGGRAAAAAUUCGACYGUCUUUCACCAGGCCAAGCUGAUCGUCAARGGGUGCGGAAAUUCUCCCCUCGCGGUACGAGUUUCCGGRAGCAUGCUCCGCCACAGCAACCGCAGCUGGAACAUCAACUCCCCCUCUUGGUCGGCCCUGAUUCAUCAGUGCCGGUUGAAUCUAGAGGAAGCCUCUCAACUGAGAAGUUUUGUGAAUGCCGUAAACCGUGUCGUAGAUUUGUCGUUCUUCACCGUGGCCGAUGUCCACACGCGCAUCGCAUUGCGGCGUUGUUUUGUUGCCUUUGCCAUGGCGUUCCGUGAUAACGACUGGAUGCUAUCGGGCCGGGGCGUUCCCCAUUCMGUGGUCUUGAGACUUUUCAAAACGAUAAUUUCUUCGGACGAGGCCUCCAAGGACGUUUCCCCCGGCGCCAUUGUCACGAUGCUCCAAAAUCUGAAUCUCAUGGAGCACGCCCGCCACGGWGUGGCUUCCAGAGCCCUGACCGCCGCCCAAAAACUCUCUCUGGCAAGGAAACAAAACAGGGCAUCCUCGAACGACAACGAUUCCGAUUCGGACUGGGACGACGAGGACGAGGCGCAGAUUCACAAGGCCCAGCAGUCCUGGGUCAUGCACGAGUCGCUGAAGUCGGUAGCAGAGGAAAUGGCCAAGCGAUCGACCCCGUGUCUUUCUCCGGAUACGGACGAUUUUACUUCCUUYUCCGGAAAGAUCGAAGACGAGAGAAAGAUCUGUACCGAAUCUAGCACACUGUGGCAAACUCCCCUCAGGUUYUUCGUGCAGCAACUUUCCAACGGAUCGACCCCGCUCACGGGCUUCCAGGGCAACGAAGCGCACAAGAUUGUGCUGACAUCGUUGUUGGAAGUGGGUGACGGAAUGACGAAUUCAACGUCCAUUGURGAYACUCUCAGAGAAUCCCAGAUCGACGUUGCCGUAAUACCGGGAGGUGACAAGAUGGAGGAGUACAUUGUAACCUUUUUYCCGGGUCACUUGAUCCGUUGUGAGAUCUACUCUACGGCGGCAGAGGUGUUGUCUGAUCCUCACUUCAUUGGCAGGAGGGCCAACGCUCUGGGCAUUGUCGAGGCAACCAGCCGACAAGUUGCGGACCUCCAGGAGCUUCGUCGCCUGGCGGGAAAUGCUACUCUGACCAUCUCGAGAAAAUCCACAAAGGAGGGUGSACGUGGCAAGGCRGUUCCCACGAAGGUAGACGUCAACUCGAUCGUCCGAGAGGGUUCGCGCAUCAUCAUUGACGAGAUUUCCCGGGUUGCCAACAAGAACGAGAGCAAACCAGAUUCUCUGGGCAUGGCGAUGUGUUUUGCGGCGGUUGGAGAAGGUCUAAUGAAGUCGCGACAGCCGCGCGAUGCGAUGCUGAGGCUGGAAGAAGCAGUUGGUCUGUACAAGGAAUUACUGGGAGCGUACAACACUAGGGUGAGUCUUGUCGCGGGCCUGGCCCUCUUCAGUUGUUUCGUUCCAUUGCGUGUGUCAGGUGACACACGAAAAGCCAUCAAGUGCCGUCGAACAUCGCUUACAUUUUGUACUUCUGUCUAUUGUAUCUGCUCCUUWUGUAGGUUGCCAACGCGCUGCAAACUGCGGCAAGGGCAUUGGUAAAACUAUCKGAGCCAAGGAUUGCUCUGAUAAAGUUCGCAGAAGCUGCAAGAAUAUACGAAUCUUGCAACGCUACCCUGCACUACAAUUCUAUUGCCAAUGCUCAGAGUUUGGCCUCGCUCUUGGUUGACCUCGGAGACAUGGAAAAGGCGCAGUCAAUGUUUGAAGAAGUCAUUUCAAUGCGAAAGAUUGUCUACGGYGAACAUUCCGUGCCUGUUGCAAAAACCAUCAACGCGUAUGCUAUUCUUCUUGCAAAGCAUGGACGAAUGGAUGCGGCCCUGCAAAAUUAUGAAUCCGCGAAGUUAACGUACAUGGCCGUACCAACUCCAUUGAUUCGUGAUCCUGAAUUCGAAAUCAAAUGGAACUACGACGUGACACUCAUCAAUCUCAAUAUUGCCUCGAUUCGUUCCAAGAAGGGCGACCUUAGAGAGGCUAUAUCGUGUUACGAGGAAGGCGUUGCCGGACUUCGACAAUACGAAACUGCUUUGGCAGAACUACAGCGKGAUCCUCUUCGACCACCGGAGACGGGCAAAAAUACCGCUCACAAGCAUCUCGUCGCUGCCCUGGGUCGAAUUGGGUCUCUCAAGCUGAARAUUGGUGACAGCAACGGGGCAUUGCGUGCUUACACCAGUCUUCUGGAGGAAGUUAAGGCCGACAGUCCCUCUGCUUCGCAAACCGAAAAGGCCAAGGCUCAUAUCAAAUGUGCUACAAUUUACCGUCAAAAGGAUGCCCCCAAUUCCCACGAGUUGUCCGUGUCCCAUCUGCAACACGCUCUUGACAUGUACAAAGCUAUUUUYGGACCAGACCACAAAGAUACYGCGGCUAUAUCGUCUUCACUGCGACAAUGGCUUGCCGAGGAUCAGUAGUUGUAUUUGUCACAUGGAGCUGUUAAUAUAUACUAAUAUUGAUU